AUGUCACAAUCCUCCCAGGACGAGAUCGGAACGCUCAUCGUCGUCGUGUUGAAGGCGCGGAAUCUCAACGACAAGCACAAGUUCCGCAAACAAGACGCGUACGCGAAGGUUUUACUCAAUGGAACGGAGAAACAGACCAAGGUCGAGAUAAAAGGCGGUCAGCAUCCCUUGUGGGACGAAGAGUUCAGAUUCCCAAUCUUCAAAUCGACCGCCAAAAAGAAUCGGACACUAGAAGUUUCCUGUUGGGCAAAGGAGCCUCGAACGGACGAUAUUCUCGGAACAGGGACGGUCGACAUCAGUGAAACCUUGCAGAAUGGCGAAUUCGAUGACUGGGUUCCUCUCUCAAUCGACGGUGUUACUCGAGGCGAUGUUUAUCUUGAAAUGACCUACUAUGCGAAUGGGCCACCUCCACCGUCGGUCAUCCCAACAAUUGCACCCCCCAAAGACCAGCCCGUGGCUUAUUACAGUCCAGGGAAGAAUGCCCUCUUGGUUGCUCAGGGGGCAAAUCUCAUGCGAAGGCCGUCCAAGCUCUCACCAGCAGAUCGCCUCUCCAGGCCAGCGAUAAGCAUUCCAGAGACAAUCCCUUCGUCACCGAACCAGCAUCACAGGUUCAACACGUUACCACCGGUGCCGGACGACAGAAUUCAGGCUAGUAACCCCGUGCAUGCCGCCCAACCCGUCCCGUCGUUGCUGAGACCAGGGGCGGUACCGACGCGCCCGAGGCCUAUCCGGGAUCCAUCCCCUGUGCGUCCGGGUCAAGAGUUCUCGAACGCAAGCCCAGGAACAUCCCCUGGUCGAACGUCAAAUCCUUAUCUCACAGGAGCGGCGGGAAGUAACCGCCCAGGAGGAGUAGGACAGCAUCAUCGCACACCAUCUAAUCCCGCAGCAUCAAACCCUUACCUGACUGGCGGGACGAACACACCGCCUGUAACCUACCCUCUCGACGGUUCUCCCGCGCCUGCCUCAAUCCAAAACAAUAAUCAGCCGUAUGCUACUAAUUACCCGCCGCCCUCACACACUCCGGGAACCCAAUAUCCACCUCCCUCACAUACUCCAUUGCCCCAAUACCCGCCGCAGACCCAUACCCCGGCGCCUCCUCCCGGCGCGGUUCCUCUUCUCUGGUCGUCAUCAGAUUCUGGAUCCCAUCCAGUUGUUCCUCCACCAGCAGGAGGUUUUGCAUUCCCCACUCCAGGUAUACCCGGCGCAUAUCCAGCUACGCCUACCCCCCACCCUCCCUACCACAGUAAUUCAUAUGAUCAUUCUGCACCUCGCCCCUACGGACACAAUCGUCAGAGCUCCGAUCCUCGGGACGACCCUUCACUGAGGAACAGAUACCAGACACCGUUACCUUUGCCUCCAGGGGUGCGGCACCAGUCGCCAGACCCACAAUCACCGCACCAACGGCCGCACUCUCAGUCUCCUCGUCGCGGGAGAGACGAUCCCCUGCCACCUUUGCCGGCCCCGCCUCGAGCCCCUUCUCCUCCUCGGCAAGAAUCACCGUCGUCACUUACAGCUGCAGACCGCCAGCGUCUCGAAGAGUUGAAAUGGUUAGAAGCAGAAGCGAAGCGGAGGAAGGAGCAGGAAGAACGAGAUCUCGCCUUGGCACUUCAAUUGGACAAGGAAUUAAAUUUAUAG
Molecule: messenger RNA, 1635 nt
Organism: Coprinopsis cinerea okayama7#130
Lineage: Eukaryota; Fungi; Basidiomycota; Agaricomycetes; Agaricales; Psathyrellaceae
Exons: 3
Coding region: 1-1635 (544 amino acids)
Source: RefSeq, a predicted model, not a curated record